AUGAAUUCAGCUGUUUUCGGUGGAGUUUUUCAUUUAACUUAAUCAGGUGUAUACCUUAGCGAGACAAAGUUUAAAGAUAAUAAAGCUAAUAGAGGUGGUUGUAUUGAUAUUGGAUAUCAUUCUUAUAUCUCUAUGAAUAAGGUAUCCUUUUAAAACAACUUAGCUUAUUCAUCUGCUGGAGUUAUAUAUAUUUAAUCUAGAUCUUAUUUCUAGGCAAUAAAUAGUGAUUUUACCAAUAACAAAGCUAAAGAUAGUUCUUAUGGCUUAGCCGAAAUAAAAGAUGUGUCUUUCACUGGAACUCCUGGAGUAAACUAUAGUAUAUCAGUACUUACUGAAGCAAUAGAUAAAAAUAAGAAAUCUAACUAUUAAUAUAUGUAAGCUAGAGGUCUAGAUUAGAUAGAUUUUAAAAUUGAAAUUCAACUCAGGGAAUAAAAAAUGACAGAACCUGGAAAUUGUAUAAUUUGUCCAGAACAAAAGGCUAUCUGUUAAGGAGGCUCAAACAUUGGGCCUAAAAAAGGUUAUUGGAGAAGAAUGAUACCUCCAUAAAAUGACCCAAAAGGAGCAUGUAAAGAUGGUUAUUAAGGAAUUUUAUGCUAGGAUUGCUAAAUUGACUAUUCAAAGGUCGAAAAUCUAUUGUGCUAAAAAUGCCCUAAAACUCAUUUCAAUGUAUUGAGGUUGCUAGCAGUUUUUUUGCUUACUGCAUUAAUUGUUACAUUUUUGAUUAGAUCAACUUUAAAUGGUGCUAAAGACAAAAGAAAUAUAACAAGCAUUUAUUUGAAAAUUUUGAUGAAUCAUUUAUAAGUAAUAGUUUUAACAGCUUAAUUCGAAUUCUAAUGGCCUUAGAGCAAAGCUGAAUAAAUUGGAAGAACAGUAUCAACUAUCAUUAUUAUUUUAUUUUUAGUUCACCCAAGCAUUGUGCAAUAUAUGUUUAGUAACUUCUCAUGUAUGACAAUUGACUCUGAUUAGAGAAUUUAAGACGAUUUGGAAGUCAAAUGUUGGAGUGAUUUUCACAAUUUCAUUAGUUACUUCAUUGCUAUUCCCAGUAUUAUAGUUUGGGGAAUAGGAAUUCCAUUUUUUGCUUUAAUAUUGUUAUUUAGAUUAAGAUCUAAACUUGAUCUCAAUAUAUUAAGACUCAAGAAGUUUAUCAUUCUAAGUGAAGAAAUGAAAUUCUUUUUCUUUUGUGUUAUUUUAAUAUCUAAUCUUGUAUUCUUCGUGCAUUGGAUAAAAAAAAUGUCUAAAGAAGUUUAAUUUAAUUUAAUGACUAAAAUGCCGAAGUUGUAUCUAUUGCUCUUCAUGUUUAAUAAUAAUCAGAGAUUUUAAAUGAAAUUGAACGAAGUGAGAAUUAAAGAUGAAAGCGAUAAUCUUCUUGAUGAAUUUGAUAGUAGUUCCCCUCAGAAGAUAGAAACAAAGAAAAAACUUAGAAAGGAAAGAAAAUUAAAAGUAGCUAAAAUUUUAGAUAAAUAAAAUUCAAUCGAUGAUGAUCUUCUUUCCAAUGAUUAAAUAUUUACAGAUAAAGAGACUACAUUUUCUAGUAAUAAAAGGUUAAGUGAAAGCAAACAAUAGUUUGGAAUAGAUUAGAAUUAAAGUUUAAAGAGUGAUGAUUUGAGUCGUUAAUUAAAUACAAAACAGAAAAAGAAGAAAGAAAGAAUGCUAAAUUAGAUGAGAAAAUCGUUUUUAAUUUAAAGAACUUAAACUUCUAAAUAAAAUAUUAAGCAUGAUUCUGAAAUCAGAAGGAAUAAUUACUUUGAAUAAGUUACUAAGGACUAAUCUGUAUAAUCAAAAAAAAAUCAUAUAAAAUCACUUUUCAGCAAAUAACCAAAAAAUCUUGCUUCAUCAUCAUCAAUACAUGACAGAAUUCAAAAUGAGGAAUUAAAUUUCUAAGUAUUGCAGUAAUUUGAUGGAAAUGAAAGCUAAAUUCAAGAUGAUGAGUAAAAGAUAAUAAUUUUGCAUAAAAGAGGGAAAAAUAGGAAGAAAAAUGAGAAUAGCAGAACUUCCUUAAAAUCUACUCCAAUGAAAUAGUCAAGGUGCGAUGACAGUUAAUAGCUAUUAAAUGACUCCAUGGGAACAUCAACUUAAAGAUUAAGAGAGUUCAAUUAAGUAAUCAAAAGUCCAUUUACUAUGGUAAAUACUUCAUUCUCUAGCAAUUAAAUGAUCAAGAUUGAUGAGGGAUUAGUUAAUCAAGUUCAAAGUUCAUUGACUUAAUAGCUAAGUUUAGAGGCUAUUUCAGAGUUCGACUUAGAUGAUAAAAUUGGAGCUGAAGGUGGAAAAAAUUUAUAAGAUAUAUAGCAACCAUCCUCUAAGUAAAUUCCAGAAGAAUGA
Messenger RNA from Stylonychia lemnae, 2319 nucleotides. Lineage: Eukaryota; Ciliophora; Spirotrichea; Sporadotrichida; Oxytrichidae. The record is from the annotation of a GenBank genome assembly.